CAUUUCUUUUUAAAAUUUCAUUUAAAUUAUUAAAUAUUUGUCUAAUCUAUAUUUUAAUAGAUUUUAUAUUUGUUUAUAGUAAUUUUUUAUAAUUUUGUCUUCUUUAUUUUUAUUAUAUAAUAAUAAAUUUGUGUACUAAUUAAUUUGUGCAAACUUCUACUCAAUAAAUUUAAUCAUAUUGUGAUUAUAUAUUUGCUAAGGUUAUUUAUUUACAAUUUUAACUUAUUAAUUAAAUAUUAUAUGAAAAAUGUAAUAGACAUUACGUUUUUCAUUCUACAUAUUUUUAAAUAAUGCAUAAAUAUUAAAUUAUAAUCACACAAAUAUUAAAAAAUAAUUAUGUAUUUAAAUUGACUUAUAAUUGUUUUUAAAAUAAAAUAUUGUUGGGCUUCUUUGACUUUAAGUUUUUAAAUUAUUGGGCUGUUUUGUUUAGUUGGACAGAAGUAAAUGUGUUGGGCUUUUAAUUUCUGAAAACCAUUAAAAGCAAUUGAAAAAAGAAAUGAAAUGUUUUGUAAUUAAUAAGAAAAUUCAGGGGCAGAUUCAUAAGAAGGAUUCUGCUUUAAUAGUAUAGAUAACAUAGAUGAUGUACGCAUAUAAACAUUUGUAUUAAACAAGUGCGAAUGUAGCAUAUGUCAGUAAAUAACUUUGUUUUUCAAAAAUAAAUCAGAUGAAAUGUUGUUUCAAAAUCUUUGGAUCUGUUAUACGGUCAAUUAAAUCUCAAAGGAUUUGUAUUUCAAAUUCCAUGUACCAAAACGGACAUUAUCAAGCCUUUUAUUACCACAUUAAUUGAAAAAAUGUAGUCACUCAAACAAUUUAAAUCAUAAAUUUAUUUUUUCGUUUAUAGGCUGUGAAACGUUAAAGAGUUUAAACCGAAACCUUCUUGACUUUUCAUUCACUCUAUACCUUAAUUCUCGGCUUAUCUCUUUCAAAUUCUCUCAACCCUUCGACUAGAUCCUCCAAAACAAAGAAAGCUUUGUCGAUCUUCCUCUCACGUGGAUUCCCUUUUAAAAGUAAGUUUAUAUAAUUGAUAAUUAUGUUAUAUUAAUGUAGAUACAAUAUUUACACUACAUGAUACAAAGUAAUCGAUACACUUUAUGUUGGUCUACUUUGAAUAUAGAAGACAAAAAUUCAACCACGUGCAUGGCAAAUGGAGGGGGCAACGGCGGUGGUGGAAACAAUAACAACAGUGGAGGUGGAAACGGCGGUGGCGGAAACAAUAACAGUGGAGGGGGUAACGGUGGUGGCGGAAACAAUAACAACAGAGGAGGAGGUAACGGCGGUGGUGGAAACAGUAACAAUAGUGGAGGGGGCAAUAGGACGGUGGAGUUACAGCCCCACCCGGUGAAAGAACAACUCCCUGGAAUUCAGUAUUGUGUCAACAGUCCUCCUCCUUGGUAUGAAGCGUUAGUGUUGGGUUUCCAGCAUUAUUUGUUGAGUCUUGGCAUCACGGUUCUUAUUCCAAGCCUUUUGGUUCCACACAUGGGAGGUGGUGAUGCAGAGAAGGCUAGAGUUAUACAGACAAUGCUAUUUGUGUCUGGAUUAACAACAUUGUUCCAGUCUUUCUUUGGAACUCGAUUGCCUGUGAUAGCUGCUCCUUCUUAUGCAUAUAUCAUACCUAUCACUUCCAUCAUUUCCUCAACUCGCUUCGCUUACUACACUGAUCCUUUUGAAAGAUUUGUGGAAACAUUGAGAAGCAUACAAGGGGCUCUGAUUAUCGCCGGCUGUUUCCAAGUUCUUGUAUGUUUCUUAGGCCUAUGGAGAAACAUCGCCAGAUUUCUAAGCCCACUCUCAAUUGCUCCUUUGACAACGUUUGCUGGACUAGGACUCUACCAAAUUGGCUUCCCUUGGUUGGCGAGAUGCGUUGAAGUGGGACUUCCCGGGUUGAUCUUACUUGUUUUAGUCACCCAGUACUUACCGCGCUUUCUGAAGAUGAAGGUGAUUUGGGAUGGAUCAAGAUGUGACCGUUAUGGGAUGAUGAUGUGCAUUCCAUUGGCUUGGUUGUUAGCUCUGUUACUCACAUCGAGUGGUGUAUACAACCAUAAGUCUCAAACUACUCAAAUCAGUUGCCGUACAGACCGUAAUGGUCUUAUCACCAACACUCCAUGGAUAUACUUACCAUAUCCUUUCCAAUGGGGAAGCCCAACCUUCCAUUUCACUGAUUCUUUCGCGAUGAUGGCUGCCUCUUUCGUCACUCUAUUUGAGUCGACCGGUUUGUUCUACGCAUCUGCAAGAUAUGGAAGUGCGACGCCGAUCCCACCAUCAGUUAUCAGCCGUGGUACUGGCUGGCUGGGAGUUGGAGUAUUACUCAACGGCAUGCUUGGAGGCGUCUCAGGGAUCACAACAUCAACAGAAAAUGUUGGACUUUUGGCAAUGACUAAGAUUGGGAGUCGAAGAGUGAUACAAAUUUCAGCUGCCUUCAUGAUUUUUUUCUCCAUUUUCGGAAAAUUUGGAGCUUUUUUCGCGUCCAUACCGUUACCAAUCAUGGCGUCCGUGUACUGCAUCGUCUUGUGUUUUGUGUGUUCUGCGGGCAUCAGCUUUCUACAAUUUUGCAACCUCAACAGCUUCAACACCAAGUUCAUUUUGGGAUUUUCAUUUUUCAUGGCUAUUUCAAUCCCUCAAUACUUUAGAGAAUACUACAACGGAGGUUGGCGGUCUGAUCAUCACUCAAGUUGGUUUGUAGAUGUGAUAAGAGUGAUAUUCAUGUCACAUACAACGGUUGCGGGAAUGAUAGCAAUAGUGCUUGAUUGCACAUUGUCUCGUGAGAGCGAUGAAGCCAAGAAAGAUUGUGGACUAAAAUGGUGGGAGAAGUUUCGACUAUACAAUCUUGAUGUCCGAAACGAUGAGUUUUAUGGUCUACCUUGCUGCCUCAACAAAUUUUUCCCUUCUCAUUGAAAACCAUCAUAAACUAUAUUUAUUUGUAGUCAUUUGCCUUUUAGAAUAUUUUUAUUUCUUCUCAUGCCUCCCUAGAAUUUUAUAGCGUUUGUUGAAUUUUUCUUAAAUUUUAUUUAGCUGGUUACAUAUUUAUCUUCAAUUUUUAUAUGCUAUAAUAGUUUGUUUUACUAAACAAUGUUCGAACAUAGUUAAGUCAAACUCAAUUUUUUUGGUAACAUCUUAACUUUAUUAAACUCAAUUUAUAAAUUCUAUUAAACUCAACAAUUUCAGUUCAAAUAAAAUAAACGUGUUUAUUUCUAAAAAAAUAAAAACAAAACAAGUAUAUAAUAUAAACAAACAUUUUUAUUUUUAUUAGCUUAAAAUUUUACAAAAAUAAUUUUCGCGCGUAAUAAAAACACACACAUUUUUUUAAAUUGGAGAACAUAGAUUGGGCUUUGAACAAAACAAAACAUAGAUUAGACAGGUUUCGUUGGAGGGUGAAAAGUUGUUGGUUCAUUUUAUAUAGGCUCAAUGGGCUUUUAGGGUUUUAGAACGGUAUUAUCAUUAGCAGAACAGACGCGGAAGAAUAGGCGCGUAACGGCUGAUUAUUUUAUUUAACUUCAAAUUAGAAAAAGGAAAUUUACUGAAACGGACCAGACGUCAAAGUGUCAGAUAUCACUCUGACACUCUCAAAUAAUCUGACAACUGUUCAAAUCGUUAGUUUUCUUUUCUUUUAUUUAUUUUCUUAUUUCUGAUAUAGAAAAUUCGAACAAGAUCAUAGAAUCCCGCUCCUCCUCCUCCUCCUCCUAUUUCAACAACUCUCUUAGCCAUUGGGGAUUCGCAAUUUCGUGUUUCAUGAUCUGAAGGUAUCUUCACUUCUCCACGUUGUCUGAAGUUUAUGGAUCUGUUAGAUUGUUCUGUUUCAUGAUUGGUCUGUCUAUGUUUUCAGACAGUGAUCGCUCUCCUGCUUUCUCUUUUCUUCUUGUUAUUUUCGUGGAAAUGUUAAGAAAUACAAUGAUCAAUAGGUUUGGUUACUUAUGGUACUUAUGUCCAAGGAUGAAGAACAUAGACUUCAUUAUAAUAAUCUAAUUUCUCAGUUUAAGUUUUUUUUAAUUAUGUUUACGUUCUGCAGGCUUGGCAAACCUGUUGAGAGUUUUUUUAAUUAUAAAACCAUGAACAGAGGUUCUUCAAGGCAACCUAAAGCUAACAAAGAAACAAUCUCUACUGCGAAAACACGACAAGGGAAUGUGAGAGUCACGAGAUCACGAGCUAAGGCCUUAGGAACAUCGAUAUCUCCAUCGAAACCCGUUUUUAAACAGCAACCAAAGCUUAAAAAGAGAAUGGCAUCAGAUGAUACAAGAGUUUGUCAGCAUAAGAGACGUGCGGUGCUCAAGGAUGUGACUAACACUUUGGCCUGUUUGGAUGGGAACAAUGUUAAGGUAACCCAUUCCUUAGAAGUACCUUCUUAUUGAUAUAUAGUGAUGUGAUACGUAUAACCAUCCAAGAAUCUAGAGAGGUUUUGGCGUUUUGAACUGCGUUCUUGCUCUUCAACGUGUGACAGGCUAGCAAGAGCGAACAAGAUGUGGAUGCCGAAAAAUCGAAACUAGCAGAAGAUUUGUCAAAGAUUAGGAUGGUUGAAUCUGCUACAAACUCCAAAGACGGAGAUCAAAGUAAGGAAUUGAACUAAUGAAAUAAAAAAAUGC
Molecule: messenger RNA, 4571 nt
Organism: Brassica rapa (field mustard)
Lineage: Eukaryota; Viridiplantae; Streptophyta; Magnoliopsida; Brassicales; Brassicaceae
Product: putative nucleobase-ascorbate transporter 10
Biological process (GO): transmembrane transport
Cellular component (GO): membrane
Molecular function (GO): transmembrane transporter activity
Source: RefSeq, a predicted model, not a curated record